Rattus rattus (black rat) is the source of this 2134-nucleotide messenger RNA. RefSeq names its product zinc finger protein 25-like. NCBI's taxonomy places the organism in Eukaryota, Metazoa, Chordata, Mammalia, Rodentia, Muridae. Bases 161 to 1867 code for a protein of 568 amino acids. The transcript has 5 exons. Gene Ontology annotation, biological process: regulation of DNA-templated transcription. The record is from RefSeq and is a predicted model, not a curated record.
UUCAGCCCUGCAGAGGUUGUUGCUAACCCCGCCAUCUUACCCUCUGUGGCCGCUUUCUUCUCCCAGCUCUAAGUUCUGGAUUGCACCCGGUAUCUGUCGCCGCGUGACUCGUUACUGUCUGGACGCCCAGCACGAGGCGGGCGCUCACUGGAGUCCCGAAAUGGGAUUGGUGUCCUUUGAGGACGUAGCCGUGGACUUCACUUGGCAGGAAUGGCAGGAGCUGGAUGCUGCCCAGAGGACCCUCUACAGGGACGUGAUGCUGGAGAACUACAGCAGCCUGGUGUCCUUGGGGCACUGUGUAACCAAACCGGAGUUGAUCUUGAGGUUGGAGCAUGGAUUCCGGCCAUGGAGCAUCGGAGGAGACACUUCUGUCUGGAGUCUCCCAGGUGUUCUUGAAGUGUAUACUCCAGAUGAGAGUUGCCCGGAAAAUCCAGAGAGUCAUAUGUGGCCAGUGGGAAGCAUCAGCAGAAAUCUUUCAAAUAAAGAGAUGAUUGAAGCAGAAAUGAAGGUUCAACUGGAACUUUACCGAGGUACAAAACCCUAUGAAUGUAAACCGUGUAUGAAAAUGGUUAGCCUGCCAUUGCAGCGCAACGAGCAGCAUGCCUACUAUGCACGUGUGAAACCCUACGAAUGGAAGGAGUGUCAGAAAGCCUUCUGUUACAAGUCAGCGCUAACUCAACACCAGAGACCUCGUACAAGAUUGAAGAUCUAUCAGUGUACAGAAUGCAGGAAAGCUUUCCCCUCUAAGUCAGAACUCACUGUGCAUCAUAGAAUUCAUACCGGUGAGAAGCCCCAUGAGUGUGACGAAUGUGGUAAAGCUUUCUAUCGUAAGUCAACCCUUACCGUACAUCAGAAGACUCAUAGAGGUGAGAAACCUUAUGAAUGUAAGGAGUGUUGCAAAGCUUUCUAUUAUAAGUCAACCCUCACUGAACAUCAGCGAAUUCAUACCGGCGAGAAGCCUUAUGUGUGUAAAGACUGUGGCAAAGCUUUCUUCUACAAGUCAAACUUAACUCGCCAUCAUAGAACUCACACAGGUGAGAAGCCUUAUGAAUGUGAAGAGUGCAGGAAAGGUUUUUCCUCCAAGUCAGAGCUCACUUCACAUCAUAGAACUCAUACCGGUGAGAAGCCCUAUCAGUGUGAAGAGUGUGGUAAAGCUUUUUACUGCAAGUCAACCCUCCGUGUACACCAAAAAAUACAUACAGGCGAAAAGCCCUAUGAGUGUAAGGAAUGUCAGAAAUCUUUCUAUUAUAAGUCAACUCUUACUGAACAUCAGAGAACUCAUACAGGCGAGAAGCCCUACGAAUGUAAAGACUGUGGCAAAGCUUUCUUCUACAAGUCACAGUUAACGCGCCAUCAUCGGAUUCAUACAGGUGAGAAGCCUUAUGAAUGUGAAGAGUGCAGGAAAGCGUUCUCCUCCAAGUCAGAGCUCACUGCUCAUCAUAGAACUCAUACCGGUGAGAAGCCCUAUGAAUGUGAAGAAUGUGGCAAAUGUUUCUGUCGCAAGUCACACUUAACUCUUCACCAUAGAAUCCAUACAGGUGAGAAGCCCUAUGAAUGUAAAGAUUGCAGAAAAGCUUUUUUCUGCAAGUCAGGACUUGCCCGACAUCUGGGUACUCAUACACAUGGUACUAAUACAAAGAAUAGAGAAAAGCAUUUUCCUGCAACUCAGAGCUCAGUGAAUAUCAGAAAUGAUACACAAGUUCGAAACCCUGUGGCUAUAAAGAAUGAAGAAAAACACUCUACUAUAAAUCAGUCCUCAGUCCAUAUGAUGGACUUCUUAGAGUUGAGAAGUCCUAUAGAUGUACAUAAUGCAGGGAAACUUGCCUUCUUAACUCAUACCUCAUUCAAUAUGAAUGAACUUAGGUGAGACACACAGAGAAGGCUGGAAAGUGCAGUCAACCAGGAUCACUUGACAUCAGAGAAUGCCUGUAGAAGGAUUACAGCAAAGAACUGCCACAAGGGAGACCUCUCAACAUCAGAAGAACAUUUUGUCUGGAAAGAACACAGGAAAGCUCUACCACAGUUGUCUCAAUGCAAGCAACUCAAACAUGGAAAGAAGCUUAUGAAUUAAAAGCCAAAAGUUUGAAUUUAUGCAAUGAUGAACCCCGAGAAUCUAUAACAAUCAAAAACAUUU